This is a messenger RNA of Cinara cedri, 10023 nucleotides long. Lineage: Eukaryota; Metazoa; Arthropoda; Insecta; Hemiptera; Aphididae. The record is from the annotation of a GenBank genome assembly.
AUGUCUGUUGCAGCAGAGGCAGAUGUUAAAGUAAAGGCUAACAGUAAAGAACCGUGUGGAAUUGAUAGUGCGUUAGUAAGUAAAUAUUAAUUAUCUGAUAUCUUUAUGGAUACUUUUCAAGUAAAUAAUAUAUAAAGUACCUACUUACGAUAUUCAUUGUUUUUGACAAUUGAUUUAACUAGAUGUGGAUACAUAAGUUCCUCUAAAAAUGUCAAGAGUCCUCUCCCCAAACUUGUUCUGUUAUAUUUUUACAUUCAUAAGUUGAGUAUUUCUGGACACAAUAUAAAUUCAUAUAUAUUUAUAGGUACCAAAGUAUUUAGGAUGAGUAAUUAUUGCGUAAUUUAUAUUGUCUUCUUCUCCUUCGCCAUCAUCACAACUAUUUGGAGUCUGUGACCCUUGUGCUAAACUGUCGCUCUUCAUCUUUAUAAUAUCAUUCUCAAUCGCUUCCAACCACCUUGUGUUUGGUCUUUCUUUCCCUUUCUUUCUUCCUACGUUUCUUUUUAUUACAACAAUUCUCACUGUUUAUGAUUCGUCUUAUAACACGCCCAAACCAUAUCAAUCUAUUUUUUCUCAUUUUAACCAUUAUCGAGGCCACAACUAAACUACCUCUUAAUUAUUAGUAUUCAUUUCUUAUCUUUUCUUCCUUCAUCACUCCAUUCAUCAACCUAAGUAUUCUCAUCUGUGUUAAACUCAUUCUCUGUUUAAUAUUUCUGUCUACAGUCCAAUACUCCAACCCAUACAGAAUAUAAGGAUGUGUAAGGAUGAAUCGUUAGAUAUAAAUAUCAAUUGGUUAAUUUAAAUUCUAAAAUUUAGAAAUUUAUUUAAAUUCUCGGAUAUUAAAUAAAUUAUGAAUUUGCGAGCUGGUGCUCGUAGUGUAACGAUUUGUUCACCAACGUAAUAAUAAUUUGUUUUAACAAUGAGCACUGAUUGGUUAAAAUUCACGGUCAAGCACGAAAAACACGAAACGCAGACAAUUCAUACAGUUGGCUAAAAAGGACACUUCGUACUAUUAUGUACAUAACAGUAUAUAUAUAUUAUAUUUACAUAUUUUAUACAUAUAAACAUGCUUACCAAGUACAAAUUAUAUAGUGUACAGAGUUUUACACGAAUUAUUAUCGAUACUAGUUUUAUAAAUGUAUACAAUAUUAUCCUAUGGAAAUCAACCAAUAUUAAAUAAAAUGAAAUAUAAGUAUUAUCGUUGACACUUAAAAACUAUUCAUUUUUUUUUUUUUUGUAAAUUUUUAGCUUGUUGGAUAUUAUUUGAACAAUUUACUUUUAUUUUAAUUUUUAAUAUGGCUUAAAUAUAUUAACUUUUAUAAACGUUAUUGUUAAAUAUUUGUUUAUAAUUUGUAUAUGUAAUAAUAACAAUAGUACUAAUAAUAAUAAUACAAAUAAUAGUACAAAGUGUCCGCGUUUUAAUACUUUUAAAUUUGAUAUUGGUUUAUGUAAUCACCACAAAUAAUAUUGAUGUAUAUUGUAUACAAUGUAUUCAACUAGGUAUAUGUAUUAUUUAUACAUAUACAGGGUGUCCAGGGUGUCCUAUAUUGGUCUGUCUCUUAAAAUAACUUUUGUUUUAUACAAUAUUUUUUAUAUAUUUGUUUUUAAAUAAUUAGUAUGCGUCUGCCAAACAGUUUAUACAUGGAUAUUUUUUUUAGAGGGGAGAGAGAUUUAAAAUACAAAAUUUAAAAUUUUAAUAUAUUUUUUUUAAAAAAAAUUCAAAAUAGCCAUUUUGUAAAAUAGAUUUUUAGAAAAUGUUUGGUGGUUAAAUCUUUUAAUUUCUAUAAUUUUUUGAAAAUUUGAAUAAUUUUAUUUUCAAUCAUAGUAAUGUGUUUAUCAACAUAAAUUACCAUUAUUGAUUGAUAGAUCCUAUCUUAUACCUACAAUAAGAUAAUAUUAUUGCAUGAUAUUACCUCAUGGAAAAAAAAUCCUUGUCAUGUGCUCUGACUAAUAACUGAUUAAAUAUUGUAAUAGAAUAACCGCAAUAGGUGAUAUUCACAUUUCCAAAAACUUCAACGAAUCAUGAAAAAUAAAAGACCAUACUUUAACAAAAGUUUCAACCACCAACAUUUUUAGUAAUUAUAGUAAAAUUUUAAAUUUUUUAUUCUAAUCCCACUCCCCCUAAAAAAAAAUGUUUACACAUAAACUGUAACGCAAAGGCAUAUUGAUUAUUUAAAAAAAAUAUAUAUAUCAAAUAUUUUGAAUAAAAGUUAAUGUAAAGUGGCACUCUGUAUACUUUCUAUAGUGCUAUAUGCUUAUAUAUAUACUUGUACGAAGUGUCUGCGUUCUGCGUUCUACCUUUUUAGCCAAACCGAACGAAGUAUCCAUUCUCCGUGGUUUAAACAAUAGACAGUAUGAAGUGACUGUUUAACUUUGUAUUUUACUAAAACAAUAGGCGUAGAUCUCUCUGAGUAUAACAUCCAACUUGUGAUUCAAUGCACCCCUUUCUUACAAAUGUAUAGACAACUGUUUGUCUCGAUAGGUGACCACGUGCUGCUGUAUGUUGAACUGUGAUCAACCCAAUCGAGAGCAAUGUGUUGUGUAUAUUUAUAUACAUAUAUAGUGAUGGAGAAUAAUAAACACGUUUAGAUGUGUAGUAAAAAGGAAAGUAACAAUUUGUACAACAACCAGAUUUUAGGAUGAGUGGAAAACCAAAUACAACCAAAUAUUAGCCCACCUAUAGUAUCUGCAGCUGUUGUAUAGAUUUGGAAGAAUGUAGAUAUGUAGAAGUGAGUGAGCAAAAAGUGACUGUUUCUGCUGGGCGUAGCCUGUAAAAAGUGGCGCGUGUGGUGCUUUUAUGCCUUCCAUGGUACCCUACUCUAGUGACUCCCACUUGACCACCACAGUAGCUUAAAGUAGGGCGCCUCUGUGUGGGUGACACUGUUUUAUGGAUGUUAUGUUUGAUGGUACUAAUAAUUGUAUCUAUUAGGUUACCUUGAUCGUUUAUUUCACAAAUAUUAAUUCAAUGCAUUACAAUUUGAAGCUAAUAAAAAAAAAAAAAAAAAAAAAUGAUAUUUCAUGCUAUAUAUCUUAAUUAUCUUAAUUGGUCUUGCAUGUGUCCGGUUGUUACUAUACCAAAUUACUUAUGUAAAAUUGUUUAUAACCUAUAUUUUUUGAUGUACGAUAACUGUUUAAAUAUAUCAUUGAAAAAUAUAUUAUAAUCUAUCUGCGAUAAAGAAGAUUCAAAUGUCUCUAAAUGUUUGCCUUCUGUUGUUUGUACGUUAACUUCAAUUUUGUUUAAUUGAAUUGCGUUAAUAAAAUCUGUAUUUGUUUCGAUAUUAAACUAUUAAAAAUUCUACAGUUUCCUCCCUAUAAGCUAUUAAACAGUCAAAGCUUUGCGCUCUGAAGUUUUAAUUUUAUUUUUUCCGUUCUUUUUAAAUACCACAUCAAAUUAACUAACCAUCUUCUUUUUCUUCUCACUUUGUACCUUAGCCAAUUAAGACCAUACCGCCAACCACACACUUCGUCAUCUACUUCUAUCCUUUAUUAUUUUCUGUAUCGCCAGUGACUAUUUGGUCUCACUGCCUCUGCAUCCUUUUUCAGUACAUCCACCAUAACUACAGUCUCUCAAUAGAUCUCCUCUCUACUAGAUUUUCCUCUAUUGCUUUUCUUAUCAACGAAUCACAUUUCUUCCAGGCAUGUCCUGCCAACAAAGCUUCUUUUCUUUAUUUCCUUUAGUAUACAAGGUCGCUGAAAAAGGGAUUACAAUUCAUCGUUAUACAAUUUUCUCUAUUCGUUAGUAUUUGAGCAACAAAUUAUGGCCCAUACAUUUUCCUGAGGACUUUUCGCUCAAAUUCUAUCAACCUUUGUUCCUCGAAUUUUUCAGAGGCUAAAUUUCUGCUACAUAAAGGACAACAUUGGUUUUAAAUAAAGCUAAGUACAAUUUUUAAAUUACAUGCCCCUCAAUACAUUUUUCUUAUGCCUGAUUCUUAUUCUUCCGACUAACCCUCGUAUACUCACUCUGUGUGAAAAACAGGGAAAAAACAUAGGUAUACCGGGGAUAACGUAGGAAAAACGAGAAAAUAGGAACAAUAUUAAACAAAUAUUAUUAAAUAAAAUAUAUAAUACAUAUUUAAUUAUUUUACCAUAAUAUGACAUAUUAUAUAUUGUUCACAAAGCAACAUUAUAAACCAAACUCCGCUUAGAAUAGUUUUUUUCGUUAGGUUAAACAACCAUGGUUCAAUGAUGUCUGCGAAGAAACGUUGAAUCAGAGGGAGGAUGCUAGAAACCAAUGGUUUUCUGACCAAUAUAAUAGAGAAAAAAAAAUCAUCUACAAGAAGUGUCAGAAGAAAGCAACUAGAAUACUCAAGCAGGAAAAACAAAAAUAUAAUAAAAAGUUGAUGGAAGAAGGAAAAGCAGGUUGUAGAAUGAAUAUAGUGAGCUGGAUAUUCCGAAAAAUAAGAAACGUAACCGUCACUAUAAAUAAUUAACAAUAUUCUAUAAAGUCACCUUAAAUACUAAAUUAUAUUAAUUUCUAUGUUAUAUCGUCUUAAAAUCUCAUUCGGUUCUAUUUUAUUUGUUUGAUAUUCAUAUUUCUUUUACAUAUAGGCAUUUUUCUUUAUUUUUGAUGAAAUUCGCUUAUAUUAAUCUAAAUUUGUUUUUAUACCCUCGUUUACUUCACUUAAUACUUAAUUUUUAUUUCUACUUAAAUUUCCAUACUGUAUACCAUUCGUCUAUUUUAUAUAUAAUUUUAAUAAAUUUAGUUUUGAUUUUUAAAUGGCAACCUUUAGUAAAAAUUAAAUAAAUAUAUGAUCCGUUGACAAGAUAUUUUAAUUUUAAAUUUUGAUUGGAGAAGACAAACGAAGCAUCAUUUGGUUGGUACCGUGGGCGCGUGGUAUUAUAACAAUGAUCCACUAUUCUUUCCCAAACCAAACUUAAAAGUGAAAUAUCUCUUCAAUAGAUUGACGUAUAUCAUAAAAUGUGAACGGCAAAAUGUAUUUAUACUAAUACUCUAUACAUAUUUUUGUAAUUUUAACUAAAGGGUGCCAUUUGAAAACCAAAAUCUUUUUAGUCCCAACCCCAAAAAUAAGGGUGACAAAAAAUAAUGAAAAUGUAGCAUUUUAGAGCUACUUGUCUCAUAAAUUGUCAAAAUUUUGUUUUAAAAAUGUCAGUACUUUUGAAAUAGUGAGUGUUCAACGAUAAAAAAAUUAAUUUGCAAUUUAUAUUUUAAUAAAAGUAAUGUGAUAAAUAAUAUCGAAGUAUAAUAAUAACUAAUUCAUGAUAUGAUUUAUAGGCUAUGAAAAAAAAAAAUACAAAUACAGAAGAUUGUUUAGAAAGUAUGUAGAUACGUUUACUAAUAUUAUUUAUUACAAUAGUAAAAAUAAUUAAAUAUUAAUGGAGCGUUACCAUUAAUGGAGUGAUUAUUAAUAUAUUAUUAUAGGCUCUGAACAAAAAGACGAUGACAUAAUAUCUUCUAUUCAAUAUUCAAUACAUGAAAUUUCUGAAAUAUCAUCACAACCGACGUUUAAUCAAAACAUUGAGCCAUAUGAUCAUGUCAGUCCAGAUUUUUUAAAUGAAUCAAUGAGAACUAAACCGACUGGAAGUGAAUCAAAUUUCUAUAAUACAGUAAACAAAGGGGAAGUCGCAGGUAAUAAUACAAUAAAUUGUAAAAAAAAAAAUAGGUAAUUUCAUCAUAAUGUCCUGUUAUUAUUAAUUUAAAAAGCUGUAGACUGACUGUACCAUUAUAAAAAAAAAUCAAACAAUCAACAUUGUUACAUUGUCAUGUAACUGAAUUGAACAAAUGACAAAAUUAAAAAAAUAAUAAAAGCAUUGUAUACGUAAAUUUCACGUUUUUCUUACGUUUUAUCAGGGUUUUUCCUAGAUAACAUGAGAACCGCUUGGAAAAUCAAAAAAUGAUCGCCUUAAAAUCUCAUCUGGACAAUAUUUCUUUUCAGAAAUAGUACCGCUCGUAUAUAUCAGAACAAAAUUUCUGAUAGAAUUUUUGUAAAAAAAAUAAAAAAAAUUAAUAAGUAAAUAUCUUGGUAAAACCAACAAAAAUGACAAGAGGAUAGGUAAAAAUAUUGAAUGUAUCAGUAAAAAUAUGAAUAAUUUAGAAUUGAAUUACAAAAUUAUUUGGAUAAAACACAAUGAUUAAUAAUUAGUGAUAAAUCAUUAACACCUCCAAAUAAUUCUAUUUCACUUUCACCUUCUUAUUAUCUUAUUAAGUUCAAAAAACGUUUGAACAUGUAUAGAUUUAAAUCCCCAUCCCAUAGUUAUGGAUAUAACACUCGGACAAAUUAGAUCUAGAAAACCGUCUCAGUGAUAUUCUCCAAGUGAUAAUGAUUAAUUUUCUAUCAUUCAAAUAUAAUUAUAUACAAUUCGUAUUUAAGAAAUUCUAACAUAGUAAUUGAUGAAUAAUGUAUCAAAGUAUAUCGUAAAAAGUUGUUUAUUUCUUUUUCAAGGAGAGAGAUGUUUGCAUAGUCAGCAUCAUAUGUUGAUUAAACUUUGUAUUUAUAUUAUAAUAUAUGAUUUUAAUUAGGUAUCAUAUUACACGAUAACAGUUAGGCACUUAUAUUAUAAUCUAGUUGGUAGCUUUUUUAUAAGAAAUAACUACCAUAGAUAUUGAAUAUUAAUGUUAUUAAAAUUAAAAUUAAAUUUAAAAUAAAUGAAAUUUGAAUAUUAAAUUUUAUAUUUAUAAAUAUAGUAAAUAAAUUUAUAAAAAUAAAAUAAAUUAAUUAAUGAAUGCAUCGACUGGUAUAUUAGGAUGAGUGUAUUAUACGACCGGUUUCGAAUUAAAAAUUCAUCAUCAGGUAUAUCACAGUCAUAAUGUAAAACGUUACGCAUUCAUUAAUUUAUUUAUUUUAUUUUUAUGUACACAAUUUUUAUUUACGAGUAUUAACUUUUUUAAUAAUUUUGUUUAUACUUAAUAUAUUUUAUUAUUUAUGUUUAUAGUAGAUAUAUUAUUAUUUUCAAUGAUAGAACAUCGACAAGAACAUGAUAAUUUAAUAAAAGGAAGAAACGAUAUAGAAUCAGAAGUUAUUGAAAAACGAUCACCAAUCAUCGCUAAUGAAGAGAUUAAAUCAUGGGAUUCAAGCGUUUCAACUGAAUCAUGUUCAUUCAGUCUAUGUGAUUCGACUGAAUCGUGCAAAUCUAAUUCAUACGCUUCUGCUGAAUUAUGUAAAUCUAGUUUAUGCGCUUCUGCUGAAUUAGGUGAAUAUAAUUCAAGCGUUUCGACUGAAUCAUGUUCAUCCAGUCUAUGUGAUUCGACUGAAUCGUGCAAAUCUAAUUCAUACGCUUCUGCUGAAUCGUGCACAUCUAAUUCAUGCGCUUCUGCUGAAUUAGGUAAAUCUAAGACACCCGCCACAAUUGGAUCUAAAAAUUCGCCUCAGCGAUAUUCUCCAAGUGAUUAUGGUUUAUUUUUUAUCAUGGUUGUUAUUACUCGUAUAUAAGAAAUAUUAAAAUAACAAUAAAGUACAAAAGUGAAUCAUACAAUAUUAUACGUCAUACAAUGUUACAAUUCUUUUUCAGGUUUAUUAAAUGAAGAUAUUCUUGGAAUGUUGAAAGAAGUAAACAAUAGCGUUAUUCAAAUAAAAGAAUUUCUAAUGAACAAUACAAACAAUAGUUCACUGCGUAAUAAUUGUGAUUCUGAUAAAUCGAAUCAAAUUAAUGNUUCAUACAAUGUUACAUAUCUUUUUCAGAUUUAUUAAAUGACAAUUUUCUCAGGAUUAUGAAUAAAAUGAACAAUGAUUUUAUAGAACUAGUUGAGUUUCUCAUGAACAAUACAAACAAUAGUUCACUGCGUAAUAAUUGUGAUUCUGAUAAAUCGAAUCAAAUUAAUGGUAUGUCUAAUAGUGAAGAUAAUAUUAACAUCAUUUUUUGGUUACACUGUGUUUGUAUUAUAAUAUAUUAUUUUCAAUAGAUACAAUAUUACACGAUAACAGUUAGGUUAUAAUUAUAUAAUAAACAUUAUAAUCUAGGAAGAAACUCUUUUAUAAUGAAUAUAUUCUUUAUUAAAAUUUUAAUUGAAAUAAACCAAAUUUGUUUAUUUAUAUUAAUAUAGAUAAAAAAUAAAUAUAUUAAUAUAAAUAUUGUUUUCAAUAAUAGUACAUCAAAAUAGACCUAUUGAUUUAACAAAACGAAGAAAUGAUAUAGAAUCUGAAGUUAUUCAAACACGAUCACCAAUGACCAAUGAUAAAAACAUUAGAUUAUGCGAUUCAUGCGUUUCGACUGGAUCAUGUAAACCGAAGACUCCCAAGCCAAUUGGGUCUAGAAAACCACCGCAGCGAUGUCCUCCAAGUGGUUAUGAUUAAUUUUUUAUCAUUAAAAUAUAAUUACAUAAUACUCGNCAAAUUAAUGGUAUGUAAAAUAGUGAAGAUAAUAUUAACAUCAUUUUUUGGUUACACUGUGUUUGUAUUAUAAUAUAUUAUUUUCAAUAGAUAUCAUAUUACACGAUAACAAUUAAGUACUAACAUUAUAAUCUAAGAAGAAACCCUUUUAUAAUGAAUAUAUUCUUUAUUAAAAUUUUAAUAGAAAUAAAUCAAAUUUGUUUAUUCAUAAUUAUAUAGAUAAAAAAUAAAUAUAUUAAUAUAAAUUAUUUUCAAUAAUAGUACAUCAACAUAAACCUAUUGAUUUAACAAAACGAAGAAAUGAUAUAGAAUCUGAAGUUAUUCAAACACGAUCACCAAUGACCGAUAAUAAAAACAUUAGAUUAUGCGAUUCAUGCGUUUCGGCUGGAUCAUGUAAACCGAAGACUCCCAAGCCAAUUGGGUCUAGAAAACCACCGCAGCGAUGUCCUCCAAGUGAGUAUGAUGAAUUUUUUAUCAUUAAAAUAUAAUUACAUAAUACUCGUAUAUAAGCAANCUAAAAAUUCGCCUCAGCGAUAUUCUCCAAGUGAUUAUGGUUUAUUUUUUAUCAUGGUUGUUAUUACUCGUAUAUAAGAAAUAUUAAAAUAACAAUAAAGUACAAAAGUGAAUCAUACAAUAUUAUACGUCAUACAAUGUUACAAUUCUUUUUCAGGUUUAUUAAAUGAAGAUAUUCUUGGAAUGUUGAAAGAAGUAAACAAUAGCGUUAUUCAAAUAAAAGAAUUUCUAAUGAACAAUACAAACAAUAGUUCACUGCGUAAUAAUUGUGAUUCUGAUAAAUCGAAUCAAAUUAAUGGUAUGUAAAAUAGUGAAGAUAAUAUUAACAUCAUUUUUUGGUUACACUGUGUUUGUAUUAUAAUAUAUUAUUUUCAAUAGAUACAAUAUUACACGAUAACAGUUAGGUUAUAAUUAUAUAAUAAACAUUAUAAUCUAGGAAGAAACUCUUUUAUAAUGAAUAUAUUCUUUAUUCAAAUUUUAAUUGAAAUAAACCAAAUUUGUUUAUUUAUAUUAAUAUAGAUAAAAAAUAAAUAUAUUAAUAUAAAUAUUGUUUUCAAUAAUAGUACAUCAAAAUAGACCUAUUGAUUUAACAAAACGAAGAAAUGAUAUAGAAUCUGAAGUUAUUCAAACACGAUCACCAAUGACCAAUGAUAAAAACAUUAGAUUAUGCGAUUCAUGCGUUUCGGCUGGAUCAUGUAAACCGAAGACUCCCAAGCCAAUUGGGUCUAGAAAACCACCGCAGCGAUGUCCUCCAAGUGAGUAUGAUGAAUUUUUUAUCAUUAAAAUAUAAUUACAUAAUACUCGUAUAUAAGCAAUACUAACAUAACAAUUAAAUAUCAAAGUAUAUUAUACAAAGUUGUAUAUCAUUCAAUAUUACAUUUAUUUUUCAGGUUUAUUAAAUGACAAUGUUCUUGAGAUUCUGGACAAAUUGGACAUUGGGUUUAUGGAACUGACGGAGUUUUUCAAAAACACCACAAAAAAUAGUUCAUUGCGUAAUAUCAAAGUAUACUAUAUAAAGUAGUAUAUAAUACAAUGUUAUAUGUCUUUUUCAGAUUUAUUAAAUGACAAUGUUCUCGGGAUAAUGAAUAAAAUGAACAACGAGUUUAUAGAACUAGUUGAGUUUCUAAUGAAUAAUACAAACAAUAGUUCGUUGAGUAAUAAUUGUGAUUCCUAUAAAAUGAAUCAAUUUAAUGGUAUGUCCACUAGUGAAGAUAUUACUGAUAAAUAA